CGACCGCAGUGAGAACACUGACUCUAGUCGGAAUCAGUCGUGUCUUCGUAGUCAGCUCUGCGCCGUUUAAUUUCACCUAUCGGGUGUGGACUUUUGAUCACCUAUUUAUUGGACUCUGUGGAAUUCUUCAUCGACGCUUCGAAGCUCUUCGAUUGCAAAGAGGAUUUGCUUGCGACUUUUACCUUCGCCCACCCACUAAACUACCGAGACGUUCAACAGGAUCGAUUACACUUGACAGGCUGCUUGCAUCAUAGACAAACGUUUCUAUACCUGAUCGGAUUCCGGAGACCAGCAUGAAGCCCAGAGGAGUUUCUCAAGGAGUUACCAUCUGGUUCGUCUGGGCGAUUGUCUUUUCUCUCAACGGCGAUGACGUCAGGACUCAACAAAUCCCUCGGCCCCCUUUCGAUGCCAACGAGCAACCUCUGUCUGACACUCAGAGAUCCUCAGUGUCUCUGGGCGAAUUGGAAGUGAUAGAAGGUGGUUCGGCUAUCCUGCCAUGCGAUAUGAGUCUGCCAUCAUUGGACGAUGCCAUUUACCUUGUUGUUUGGUUCCUCGAACCCAACAAGAAGCCGAUCUACACGUUCGAUGCCCGCGGAAAGCCACUUUCGAUGGGCCGGCGUUGGUCCGAAGUUGUUUCAUUUGGACUGCGCGCCGAUUUUCGAUUCUCUCUUCACGGGCAGAUCCCCAGCAAAGGUCACUUGAUUAUCAACGGGACAACCUUGGCCGACGAGGGCAUCUACCGUUGCCGUGUGGAUUUCAAGAACUCGCCCGCCCGCCAUUUCCGAGUUCAACUGAAUGUCACAGUGCCGCCGUCGGAACCGAGAAUCACGGACGAAACGGGCCGCGAAAUCCGCUCAGCCAAACUGGGGCCGUUGAAGAAAAAACAAUGGGCCGUGCUUCAGUGUCACGUGACGGGCGGCAAACCUUCGCCGGAGGUCGAGUGGUACACCAACGGCCAACGCUUCGCCUCGACGACCGGCCUGGAAAUGCACAACGAUCUCCAACUCGGAAAUGGCAUAUUAAACGACCAACAUCCGGACUCCAACGCAUUGCUGCAACAACAGCAACAACAGCGAAUCAUUGUUCGCGAGAUCAGGGUCGGGCCGCUUAAUAGAUCCCACCAGGACGCCCAGUUCACCUGCAGAGCUUCAAACAGCCGUGCCAUCGCCCCCAAGACUAAAACUGUCACCCUGGACAUUCAACUACCGCCAUUGAAAGUGGAUAUCUCCAAGGUGGAAACCCGAUUCGUAGCCGGUGAGAGUAGCGAGAUCCGUUGCCAGACGUUCGGCUCCCGUCCAGCUGCAUCCAUUAGCUGGUGGAAAGACAAUGUUCGUCUUUCGGAUUCUUCUUACAAGGUAUUUGAUGACGAAAAGGGCAACUUGACGACGAGCGUUUUCCGAGCCAAUUUCACCAAAGAAGACAACGGCCGGACGCUAACCUGUCGGGCUUCCAAUCGCCUGCUGGAAGCCAGCGCCAUUGAAGACUUCCUCCGCCUGGAUGUUCAAUUUGCUCCGAUGGCAACGCUGCGCCUCGGCCCAACCUUCAAAGCCGACUCAAUCAAAGAGGGUGACGAUGUCUACUUCGAGUGCUCCAUUCAGGCCAACCCGGACGUGACUCGUCUGGUGUGGAAACAUGAGGAUCGGACUCUUGUGUACAAUGCCAGCGCCAAGAUAAUCAUGUCCAACCAGAGUCUGGUUCUGCGAGGAUUGACUCGCCAAAGGAGCGGCCAUUACAAGUGCGUCGGAGUCAACGCUCGUGGCGAAGGGUCCAGCAACCUGGUGCCGCUGACUGUCCGCUACACUCCCGUCUGCCGCUACCCGUCGAGGAACAUUCGCGGAGCCGAGCGCGGCGAUUUUCUGAACCUGUCGUGCUCCGUCGAUGCCCUGCCGCUUCCCACCAAAUACAGAUGGGCAUUGAACACGACGCGGGGCUGGCGGGACAUAAUUGCCGGAUCGCCUGGAUCGUCGACUGCGAUGAGUAGUAGCAGCAGCAGCAGCCCGUUGGUAACUUUGUCAUCAUCGACCAACGAGGAGACCCUUCGUUUCCGUCCCGAAUUGGAAGCGGAUUUCGGGACGUUGGCGUGUUGGGCCUACAGCGAUCUCGGCUGGCAACAGGAUCCGUGUCUGUUUCGCUUCUACCCUGCAGGUCCACCCGAGAGUUUGUCAAAUUGCAGUGUACUCAACCAAACGGCGGACAGCAUCCAAGUUUCAUGCAGUUCCAAUGACGACGGUGGCUUGAAGCAAACCUUUCAACUACAGGCGAUGGACGUCAUGACGGGCCAGCCGCAACUGACGUUACAAUCGGAUUCCGUUGCCGAAUUUUGGCUGACAGAUUUGGAACCUGGCUCAACUUUUAUGCUCUACCUGUACGCCGUCAACGUGAAGGGACUGAGUCAGCCUGUCGUUUUGCCGGUUUCGACGCUCAAGGAAGCGGCCAAGCGGACGGUUCCACCUUCUACGGACCCCCUUUCCGGUAGGGUUGCCGGAGCUGUGGCGUUGGGCACGGGGGCCGGGCUCCUGCUCUUGUCGACGAUCGUCGUAGCCGCCUGCAUUCGUUGCCGGAAGAGACGGAACGACUCAGCCAUGACAAUGACGUCCUUGACAGCACUCGCCGAGCAGGAUCAGUACCACCAGCAGCCAAAUCAGGGCCACCACAGCAACGGGAUCAAUCAUCAGUCAACCAGCAAGAGCAGUAGGCUGGCUCACACGAACGGCGAGUUGGUUAACGAGACGUCCGCCGAAUGUUUCGCCUCUCAGAAUGAUGACAGAAGCGCCGGUUUCUAUCCGCGAUCGACGAGAGUGCCAGCGCCUCCCUACGUCGCCGGCAGCAACAAAAACAAUUGUUUAAAAUUACCUCCCGACUACGUCGCCGAAAUGUCGGAGGUACCUGAAAGUUGCGUCUGAUAUCCUUCCCCUCCCCCUCUCCCCACAGUUUCCUUGUUUUUCGUCACCCAUAAAUAAUAUCCGUCUCCAUUUUGUCGACAUGUCAAAAUCCACCUUCGGAAAAUGUCUUCGCGUUGUGUUCACGCUGAACGGCCGCGCAAUCGUGGAUUUGGAUUCAAGUGUUGCGAACCCAGUUAUAUACAUAGGCCCCCCCCCCCCCCCCCAUAAAGAGAUUGAUACCAAAUUAUUGAAUAGGAUUUUUACCGAAUUUAAAAUCAUCAUUCACAGCUCUUGGUGGUCGUUUACCGUUUCUCUGUCUCCAUAUACUCUCACGUGCACACGAUCAUGUACCUUUCUGUAACGUUCAAAUUACUGUGUCAUCCGUGAUUGUUGGGACAUAUUUAUUUUUAAUACCCACGCGUUCGAAAUAUCCCCCCAAUGCGAUAGCUCUGUAUUUGUUACGUGAGCGACCUGUGCUGUGUGAUGCAUACUACUUUAUUAACUAAGAUGAAAAUUCCGACGAUUUUUGAAUUUUUUCCUUUUUUUUAUGGGCAAAUUUCUCGCGUUCAUAGGUUCGUUCGUGUUCUCAUUUUUCUCGACAUUUUUUCCUUCGCACACAAGACAAGGUUAUUUAUACCAGAGAGACGUCUAAUCUAUACAUAUAUAUAUUAUAAAAAAUACGACAUUAUAUUUGUUUUGUGCUCAUGAUUGUGCAAGUUGAAUGGCGGGAGUGGGCGUGGUGUCUUACUCUCACUCUUCCGUCGGGCACUAAAUUUCCAUUCCUGUUGAACAGAGGCAUGGGUGACGUGAAACUGUCAAAGACGCUAAUGUCUUAAUAUUGAAUUCGAUUGAAUACAGUCAAUAUGCUGUCCACCCUGAAAAUAACUUCACUAACCGCUCAUUCGGUCGGAAAUUAUUUUCUCUUGUGAUUGACUUUCCCAUCGAAAAAGUGUGUUCAUCCAUCACUUUUAUUCGGAGCGGUUAUGCCCCCACCCCCGCAUUGGGCGUGGAAGUUGGCAGAGCAACGGUUUCGUUCCAUUUCAGGCCGACAGCUCGUCCGUUUCCCGUCAUUACAUGUAAUAAUCUUAAUAAUAGUUUCCCGUUAUUUCCACCGACUUUCGUUCUUUCUCCUCUUUACAACAGGCAGCUCGCUUUUCUAGGCCAGCAACGGCUGCUGGAUAUGAGGUGAAAGAGCCUUAUAAGUUAUAAUAACAAAGUCAUUUUAUCAAUUUAUUCUGGCUUACUCGGCCAGACUUGGGAACAAAAAAGGCGAGGUACUAAGGGCCUAUGAUUCUUUGAAUUUUCUGAUGUUUUCUUAUUCGCGCUAAAAGAUUUAAACCGUAACGCUGGGAAAAGAGAAAGAGGUUCACGAAAUAAAUGAGAAGCCAGUCAUAGUUGAAUACGAAGGUAAAUUUCACGGCAGUUUGAAGACACGUGCUCCAAUCGAUUUUCUUUGGAUCGUUGCGCGUAGCGCCCACUUGAAAUCAGCUCAGCUUUUAUUUCCCAGUCUUCAUUUUGAAGUGAACAAUCAGAUAAAUUGUCCUUUCACCGACAGGAAUUGAAAAAGAAGAAAUAAUCUGUAAUAAUCAAAUUAACGUGUCAGCAGCGCUGGCAGAAAUGCGUCACUCUAGAAUCGAAUCUUUGAGCAAACAAAAUCAGCAGAGCUGCCAGCCCUGGAUAAAAUUGAGAUUUAUUUCAUCCAGUCGGAUAUUGUGUGAACGAGGAUUUCUCUUUUUGCCAUUGUAAUCGUUUCCUCUAGAAAUUGCUGAGAAUGCGGGACAGUUUCGAAGAAAAGAUUUCAGAUAGUAAUUUGCAUCCGACACAAAGGGUGUUCAUGUGUAGACUGGUGUACAUGUAUACACGUCACAUUCAGCAGGGAAGAGUGUAAAGAUAUCAGGAACUGACAUGAUCAAUAAUCUUGGCAGAUUCUGGAGAGAGUUGGAAGCAUGGUCCAGAUCGAACCAGGAAAGCAAGUAAUAAAUAUUGUGAUGUGAGCGGAAAAGGGAAGAGUCACAUGAAUACUCGUGAGUCUAUUAUUGGAUAACAUAAGCCCGAGUCGCAAAAAUUCAAUUUCAAAACAUUUCGUUCGGGAACUAACUAGACUUCUCUGGUUGCACGACUUGUUUUCCAUUUUUCACUCUUGUUUGCAUCGAAUUGAACUCGUUGAAUCACAUCUUUGAGAUGAUCAAAACCUUAUCUUUUAUGGUGUGGGUUGUACGUGCGUCACAUCCGGAAGCAAUGGAGGGAUUGGCCGCCUGGAUUUCGGCUUGGGAAAAGGGAUUGUGACUUUUGGGCGUAAAUAAUUUCCGGGUUGGAUCAGUCAAUUAUGAAUGACGUUUGGAAAGAAAGCCCCGAAAAAUCCCAUAAGAACUCUCGCAUAUGAGUUCAAAAUCAUUAAAAAUGUAAAAUUAUUUCGUCGUUGUCGUGGGCAUUCGGCAUUCCAGGCGUGAAAAGGUAAGGCACAAUUGAAUUUAAAUAACCAAAAAUAAACGAAUUAAUAUUAUCUAAAAAUAGUAUUCGUUAUAUUGGAGAUAAGCGACGCUGUCUGAAAAUGAUUAUAGUAGCCUACAAGGUAAUUUAAGAUAAUUUGGUGAGGGAACUGCUCAAAAAGAGAAACUGAGCGAAAGUUUGUCGUUGACGAGAAAGAAAAGACUGACGUCAGAAAGUCAAAAAGCUGAAAUCGUUCGCUUUCUAUUUAGCAUUUUAUUAGGAAAACCUCCUCUGUCUAAAAAUUUGCCUUUGACGAAUUGAUGAAACCGUUCCAUGGAUUCAGAAAGAAAUUCACGAAGAAAGAUAAUGUAUUCAGUCUAUCAACAUAUUUCAAAUGAGAGCUGAAUAAAUCUCAGAGCCAAUUUCCUCACCUUUUCCUUUAUAUUUUCCAACCUUCCACCACCGCCAAAGGCGUAGGUCCCCGUUGGAUCAACCCGGAUAUGGCUGCACUUCCAUCUCUUAGAAGUUAGAUCCCUGUCUGAUUCUACUUUUUCAUAUUUACGAACUGCUGGUGAAUCACUGCAUUGCAGGGACGAAAAAUUGUUUAUCAUCCGACUAUUACUAAUGGAAUAAUAAAGGUUAACCACGUUAUUUCUCUGAAAAUAUCAAUUACAAAUUUUUCUGUAUUUUAAUUGCAAUUUGAAAUAAAUUUUCCGGUCACACGGAUAUUCGAACAUAUCUUUCAUACAUACUUAUGAAC
This is a messenger RNA of Daphnia pulicaria, 6072 nucleotides long. RefSeq names its product cell surface glycoprotein MUC18-like. Gene Ontology annotation, molecular function: protein binding. The record is from RefSeq and is a predicted model, not a curated record. The transcript is spliced from 12 exons. Lineage: Eukaryota; Metazoa; Arthropoda; Branchiopoda; Diplostraca; Daphniidae. The coding region runs from base 294 to 2903 and encodes 869 amino acids.